AUGGCUCCGUGUUAUGGAGAAGCUCAGGCCCUCAUCCUCGUCUUUGGUCUCAAUUUGUUCUCCAUCUUUUGUGAUGGAUGGAUUUGGGGAAAGAUUUUCUAUGUUCUAUGUCUUAGAGGAUUCUAUCCCUAUACAACCACUACUUUGACACUUCUAAUUAUAGCUACGGUUUUUACUCUAAUAGCUGGGAUUCUACAAAUCCUCUGCAUGGUGAAACAAACUGAACGAUAUCUCCUGACCUCAAGAAUUCUAACCUUUAGUCAUAGCUACCAUAUUCUACUUUUUUGA
Messenger RNA from Rodentolepis nana, 288 nucleotides. The record is from the annotation of a GenBank genome assembly. NCBI's taxonomy places the organism in Eukaryota, Metazoa, Platyhelminthes, Cestoda, Cyclophyllidea, Hymenolepididae.